UAUAUAUUGAGCAGCUUAGAGAGUUUUCGUCACAUGCACUUCUGCAACAUGAAGAUCCUCAUUGCAGUCAGUAUUGCUCUUUGCAUUUUGCAUGGGGAUAUAGUUUCUUUUGCUGAAAAUGAAGCGAAAGAAGAAGAACAUUUUAGAAACAGAAGGGAAGUAAAUAGUCUUGGAUCUAUAGACUGCAAAAUGAGUCCAUGGUCUCACUGGAGCAAGUGCUAUCCAUGCUCAGGCAAAAAAUUCCGCUCACGAUCUAUCAUCGAAUUUGGGCAGUUCAAAGGUUUAACCUGCAAUCAACCUCUUGGUGACAGUGAACCAUGCAAAACACCGGACAUUUGUAUUGAGGAGGUCCCACAGUGCAGUGCGGGACAGUUUACAUGUGAUUCAGGACGUUGCAUUAAGCAAAGAUUGGAGUGCAAUGGAGACAAUGAUUGUGGAGAUUAUUCUGAUGAGAACUGUGAUGAAGAAGCAAAAAAGCCUCCAUGCCGCAAUUUAGAUAUUGACGUCUCUGAACUUGGAAGAACAGCUGGAUAUGGUAUCAACAUACUUGGAAUGUCUCCCCGGUCCCUUCCUUUUGAUAAUGAGUUCUAUAAUGGAAUCUGUGACAGAAUAAGAGAUGGAAACACUCGACAAUAUUUUCGAAAACCUUGGAACACUGCAACUCUAUUGUAUCAGACUCAAGUGGAUGAUUCAUUUACUCAAGAAAUAUAUGAAGAUACGACUUCAUUGGUUAAGGAUAUUUUACAGAAAUCUAGUCACUCAUUUAACAUUGGAUUAUCUUUCAAAUUUGAACCAACAGAGAACUUAAAAUCAAAUUCAACAGCUAACAUCAACUUCAACUACAAUAAAUCUGAAAGCUUGAGAACAUUUGAGCAGUACACCAAUUCUAAGAACAAGGCAUUUCUGAGGGUGAAAGGAAACAUUCAGCUAGGAACAUUCCGUAUACGGACCCGCGAACCUAUGUUAACAGACACAUUUGUAGAGGACUUAAAAUAUCUUCCACCGGGAUAUGAAAAAGGAGAGUACUUCCGUUUCUUUGAAGACUAUGGCACACAUUAUGCUAGCUCAGGAAAGGCUGGAGGCCAUUAUGAUCUUGUCUAUGUGUUGGACACAGAAAAGAUGAAACAAUUCAAAACUGAAACAAAAGAAGUUGUUGAAUGUCUUGGAUACGGUCUUGGUUUGAAUGUAGACAAGAUCUCAUCUGAUUUAUUAAAAUUUCAUGGAGAACAUUGCCCCCAUAAAGAUAAGAUCUACGCAGAAGGGUCACACAAUACAUCAGCAAUCAUUGGUGAUAUAGUUUCUUUAGUCCAAGGUGGCACUGUAGAAUUUGCAGCAAGUUUCAACUCGAAAUUAAAAGAGAAAUUUGUGGUAGAUAUGGAGACCUAUGUGAACUGGGCUAAAUCCCUUAAUGAUGGACCAGUAUUGACAGAAACUACACCAUCUCCAAUUUACACUUUGCUGCCACCUGAUAUGCCGCAUUUCUCUGAAAAGAAGGCAAACAUUCAGCGAGCUCUGGAUGACUACAUAGCAGAGUACAGUGUGUGCAAGUGCAGGCCAUGCAAGAAUGGAGGCACAGCCACAUUGGUGAAUGGUGAAUGCAUCUGUCUCUGCACUUUUCAUUAUAAGGGAAUUGCAUGUGAAAUUAAGAAACCUGAAGUCCCAAAAGAUUCUCCAAAUGUCCAAAUGGGAAACUGGAACUGUUGGUCUAACUGGUCUGAAUGCAAAGGUAGUCAACACACACGCUCUCGCACCUGCAACUCGGGAGGAUUUGGAGGCACUUGUAACGGUGAAAGUGUUAUGUCUGAAUACUGUUAAAGACAACAUUUCUGCUUGAAAGAAUUACUGUACAUCUUCAAGACAGAAAAAGAAACACAAGGAUAAUGAAAUCAGGAGUCAUCAACAAAAACCAAAGCUAAUUUUUUUAAAAUAAUAAAUAGAUAUACGUUGUGUCUGUUUUUGUCAGGUAAUAAAAAAGUACCCAAAUUAA
This is a messenger RNA of Polypterus senegalus (gray bichir), 1987 nucleotides long. It is a transcript of the gene c9, whose product is annotated as complement component 9. Gene Ontology annotation, molecular function: protein binding. NCBI's taxonomy places the organism in Eukaryota, Metazoa, Chordata, Cladistia, Polypteriformes, Polypteridae. Bases 34 to 1815 code for a protein of 593 amino acids. The record is from RefSeq and is a predicted model, not a curated record. Gene Ontology annotation, biological process: immune response. The transcript is spliced from 12 exons. Gene Ontology annotation, cellular component: membrane attack complex.